Molecule: messenger RNA, 2321 nt
Organism: Boeremia exigua
Lineage: Eukaryota; Fungi; Ascomycota; Dothideomycetes; Pleosporales; Didymellaceae
Exons: 1
Coding region: 122-2242 (706 amino acids)
Molecular function (GO): protein binding
Source: RefSeq, a predicted model, not a curated record
UGAAAGUGCAACGCGGGGCCAACGUCAUUUGUAUCCCCACAUAAAAGUGCCCCGCUGCAACCUUCCCGCACUGAACGCGCUCCAACGCGCCAACACGCAAUUCAAUAGACCCCGAGCUGCCAUGGCUUCAGACCUGCUCGGCAGCUUCGACAGCCGCCUGCCCAACGAGCUGACGCUCGCUGUGGUGCAGCAGCUCCAGUACGACAAAUACACGCUCUGCCAACUCGCGCAGACAUGUCGGGACUUCCAGCAGCUCGCGGAGGAGCACAUCUACAAGACGAUUAAGCUGCGGUCAGUAGGCGACCUGCACCGCGUCAUCGCUGCCUUUGCCGCGCGCCACGAACGCGUCCGCGCCGUGCAGACGCUCAAGAUCCUGUACCGAUGGAAUCCGCGCCUCGAGGUCAGCCUGGAGCGUCGCCGCGCCUUCAACGAGUGCGUCGCGCAGAUGGUCAAUCUGCGCAAUUGGCACAUCGAGAGCCCGUACGACAACUUCAAGUGGGAGAAGGGCGGCCACGAGUGGGUCAACGGCGACAUGGAGCACUUCCGGCUGGCGCUGGAGAAGGCGUGCGUGGACGGCGCGCAGGAACUGGCGCGCUUCGCUGCAGACCGCAGUCUGUGGAAUAGCAUGCCGCGGACGGUCGGGCUGGCGCAGCUGGAGUCGCUCACUAUCCACUCGCACGGCGCGCACGCCGACUUCUGGGACCUGGACGGCUUCCACUGCCUCUUCCGCCAUCCGAGCCUGCGAUAUCUGCACGUGUCCUGUGUGACGUUUCCAGAGACGCUGGACCUGCUGGAGCCGCACAAGGGCACGACGCCGCUAACGACGCUCAUCUUCGACGAGUGCAAUAUCGAGCCCAAGAGCUUGAAGCACCUCCUGAGCACACCCCGGCAGCUUAAGCACCUGACCAUCGGCGAGAACGUCUUCAACGUCAACCGUACGGUGCCACUAUCACCGAAGCUCACACCAGACCCACUCGCCGCCCUCGAGGCCAUCGCACCCGUUGCCCAUUCUCUAGAGACCCUGACCCAUCUCGACUCACUAUGGCGCCUCAACCCAGACAAGCACCUCAUCAGCCGCCGCCAGAUCUCCGGCAACGGCAUGCGAUCCUUCCGCUCCCUCACCACGCUGGAGUGCGACACCGACUCCUUCCUGCACUCCGCCAUCAUUAUGACCCCGCAGCUGUGCCCACCCAACCUCUCGACCCUGAUCCUGCGCCGCCACUUCUGGGUCGUCGAGAACUUCUUCGACCACCACCCCCCGACCGGCAUCUACACCGCGAUCCCCUCACUCACAGUCCUUGAGCUGCGCCAGUCCGCCGCGUCGCUGAACAAACACGCCACCGCCGACUACAUCUGCGCGCCGGAGCGCCUGCGCAGCCGCCACGCUUACGCGUACGCACUGGCGCAGCACGGGAUCAAUCUGCGCGUCGCCAUCGAGCUGGGCCGCGGCUCCUCGCUCAUCCCGCCCUAUCUGCACGGCGAGCCGGCGCCCGAAGUGCAAGUCCUGUACGACGCGUCGCGCGUCGGCUUCCGGCACCGCGCGGAGCAAGACGCAGACGCAGACACGUACGCCGCGCACGACGAAGACUCUCCCGACGACCAGCCCGUAGUCCAGCCCGGAGUCCAGGCUGACCCUCCAAGCCCCUCCCCAGCUGCCCCCCUCCCCGCAGACACCCCCCUGACAGACACCCCCCUCCUCCCCCUCUCCACAAUCCGCCUGCUCAGAAACACAACCCACCGCCUCCUCACCACGCGCAAAGCGCGCUUCACCCGCGGCCGCGCCCACCGCGACCCGGACUGGGACAGCGCGACCGCGUCGGACUCGGAGUUCCUCGACGAGGACGAGGAUGAGGAUGACGACACGGAUGUGGGUAUGCACGAUGGCGAGUGGGUCACUGAUGAAGAUGACGACGAGGACGAGGACGACGCAGACGCAGACUCAGACUCAGACAUGGACCUGGACAUGGAACCCAUCGAUGUCCACGACCCACCGCAGCUGCUCGAUGCGCUCACGACGAUGCUGCGCGACGAGGCAGGCGAGGCCGCGGUGCCAGGGUUUUUGGCUGCCGUGGCUGCGCUGCCUGCGCUGCCGCAUGCGGAGUGGCAGGCCGGCGCGUUUGGGGCGCUGUUCGAGGCGCUAAGGGAGGCGGGGGUGCCGGGGGUGUCGUUGGGUGGGGCGGUGUUGGGGACCCCCCCGUUGGAGGGGGAGGAGGAUGAAGAGGAGGGAGGGGGUGUGGACUAGGCUAGGCGGUGGAAGCGGGUCUGGCGGAGGGAAGGGCACGGUCAUGUAUAUACCCACGCAUCACACAUCACGCAUACGA